Osmerus eperlanus (European smelt) is the source of this 6401-nucleotide messenger RNA. Its product is annotated as zinc finger and BTB domain-containing protein 47-like. Gene Ontology annotation, biological process: regulation of transcription by RNA polymerase II. Bases 170 to 2374 code for a protein of 734 amino acids. The transcript has 6 exons. Gene Ontology annotation, cellular component: nucleus. Gene Ontology annotation, molecular function: protein binding; DNA-binding transcription factor activity, RNA polymerase II-specific. The record is from RefSeq and is a predicted model, not a curated record. Lineage: Eukaryota; Metazoa; Chordata; Actinopteri; Osmeriformes; Osmeridae.
GCCUCUGCAUUUUUGUGUAUCUGAAUGCUUAGCACGCCGAAAAAAGACAGACUGUCAGAAAAUCCCCGAAAAUAUGUGAAAAUCCACCGAACAUUUUCAUGGCGAAUGGAAGUCAGAUGCAAAAGGAGUUAUCUUGGUACUCCUUUGUGCCUCGUAACAUCGGAUCAAAAUGCUCAUAGUGGAGAAGACAACAGACGUCCCUACGGCUGAGUUUUCUCUUGUAGAGGAUGUGGCCCUGCACUUCACCUGUUUGAUGGACAGGCUGAAUGAGCAACGCCUCUUCCAGCCCGACCUCUGUGACGUGGACAUUGUCUUGGUGCGCCAGUGCAGCACCUUUCCUGCCCACAAGGGAGUGCUGGCAGCCUAUAGCCCAUUCUUCCACUCCCUGUUUGCCCAGAGUAAACAGCUGCGGCGUGUGGACCUGUCCUUGGAUGCCCUCACCUCCCAAGGCUUGCAGCAGAUCCUCAACUUCAUCUACACCUCCAAGCUGCUGGUGAGCAGCCGCACUAUCCUCGACGUGCUUGAUGCAGCCACGCUGCUGCAGAUGAGCGACAUUGCAGCCUCCUGCCACAAUCUCAUCAGCAGCCACUCACUGAGGGCAGCAGCCGCUGCACCUGUAGACAUAUCAAAUAAAGAGGGGUUGGGAGCCACUGUGGUGACACCCUCUAGUCAGAGGUACAGAGAGAUCAAGCAGGAGACAGAAUUAAGGCGGGUAUACACACGGCAGGGGAGCAGUCUGUUCUCGGUGAGGGUGGAGGAGGGGCUUGUGAAGGCAUCUCAACACCACGCAGCCUCCCUAGCCAAGCAGGUCUACGAGGAGGAAGGCCUGGGGGGGAGACCAGACUCUGGAGGAAGGGGCUUCUGUAAGAUGGAUGAGAGUGGAAAGGAGUCUGAGGCCUCUGAUGGCCACACCUCCUUCAACAGGCAGCAGAUCAUUGUGGAGGUCAACCUCAAUAACCAGACACUCAAUGUUUCCAAAGGGUCAGAGGGCAAAGCUACCAUUGCCACCGAAACCACUCAUAUGUUCCCUCAUGGCCACGAUGAGGAGAGGGAUUCAGUGGAAGAGGAGGAUGAGAACGAGGAUGAUGGGGAGGAAGAUGAAGGCGCCCCCAGAGAAGAGGACAUUGAAGACAGUGAAGAAGAGCAAGAUGAAGAAGAAGAAGAUGAGAAAGAAGACAACAAUCUUAACAUUCGAGGGGUGGAGCAUGCCACAAUGGAGAGGCCUUGUUGGGGGACUAGGUCUCUCAUCAUUUCCGCCAAAGACACCUCUGCCUUAAUGCGGCCAGACCUUGACAGCGCCAUGCUCAGUAGUCGGCGCCGGGGGCUUAAGAGGAAGCUGAAUAUGGAAAGUUUGGGCCAGAAGGUGAGGUUGGAAGAGAAGCAACACUUUCCUUGUAAAAAGUGCCCCCGUGUCUUCAACAAUCGCUGGUACCUGGAGAAGCACAUGAAUGUGACGCACAACCGCAUGCAGAUCUGCAACAAGUGUGGCAAACGUUUCCUACUGGAGAGUGAGCUUCUCCUGCACCACCAGACCAACUGUGAAAAGAGCAUACAGUGUGUGACAUGUGGUAAAGUCUUCAAGAAGCUCUGGUCCCUCCAUGAGCACAACAAGAUUGUGCAUGGCUACGCAGAGAAGAAAUUCUCCUGUGAAAUCUGUGAGAAGAAGUUCUACACCAUGGCGCAUGUCAGAAAACACAUGGUCGCUCAUACCAAGGAUAUGCCAUUUACCUGUGAGACAUGUGGGAAGUCGUUCAAGCGUAGCAUGUCUCUGAAGGUACAUUCUCUCCAGCACUCCGGAGAGAAGCCUUUCAAGUGUGAGAAUUGCAAUGAACGUUUCCAAUAUAAGUACCAGCUGCGCUCCCACAUGAGCAUUCACAUCGGACAUAAGCAGUUUAUGUGCCAGUGGUGUGGCAAGGAUUUUAACAUGAAGCAGUACUUUGAUGAACACAUGAAAACUCACACUGGAGAGAAGCCAUACAUCUGCGAGAUUUGUGGCAAGAGCUUUACCAGCCGGCCCAACAUGAAGCGCCACCGUCGCACACACACAGGGGAGAAGCCAUACCCCUGUGAGGUGUGCGGCCAGCGCUUCCGCUUCUCCAACAUGCUAAAGGCCCACAAGGAGAAGUGCUUCCAGGUCAGCAACCCAAUGGUGGUCUCUGAUGCUGAUGCCCCAGGCCCGGACCAAUCCUCUGCCCUGGUCAUCUUGGACCCUGCUACAAUUGGUCAGGUUACACUGGGAUUGGUGAAUUCCGUGACCACGCCCAUUGCUGCAUCAGCCACUAUGCACCACAGCUCUCCCUUACCCCUGCCCCUUCCCCACUUUCCCACUCCUCCACCCUUGUUCUCAACUGGUCAGAUGAAUUCCAAGAACUAGUGGAAAAUUAAAUCACCUAAAGCACUUAAUGUGUAUCCCUGUCUCAAAAAUGUUGGAUCCUGGACAGCGCAAAACGAGUCACGCGAGAAGUGUAAGGCAAUGCACACCUGUUAUAUGGUAAGAAGAAAACGCUACAGGAAAUACUUUACUUGAACGGGGUCUUCAUGAAGAUUUAUAACACCUUUAUGAAACCAGUUGUUACAUCUUCAUGUGUGUGGAAGUGUAUAUAUAUAUAUAUAUAUAUAUAUAUAUAUAUAUAUAUAUAUAUAUAUAAGCCACAUGUAUUAUAUGAAAGCUAAUAUAUUUAUCUAAGAAUGAAUCUGAAAAGUUCUGUAUGUUUUUUUUACUGUCACUGUACUCAAAACAUACACACAUUGUAACAAUCUUAAUCUUUAAAAAUGAAAUCUACCAAUCACUGGCCUGCCCUUUUUUUUCUUUCAAAACAAUGUGUAGAUUCUGCUUCCAAUAAAAUUUAAAUAAUAUUGUGUUAUGAAUGCUAUGAAUGAUACAUUAGAGCUUGUGAAGGUAUCAUGAGUGUGUUCGUAAGGUUUUAUGAACACUUAACAAGGCCCCCCUCAAGUAAAGAUUGAGGCUUCUGACCAAGGUGGUCCUGGAGAGCAUACUUGUGGCCUGCUGAUGGCUGACUUCUAGUGUCAUACAGUCAAUGCCAUGAAAAGUGUCACAUUUGGCCAUAGCCAUGCCACGGCCAACCAACAGAGGGCAGUAUAAAUGUAAUUAGCCAUGUUUUGGAAUGGUGGCUUAUUAAUGGCCUAUUUGUGUCAUUAAUUAAAGAGUUAAUUCUAGUAACAAUGUUUUGGUUCCUAACUUACACCCAUCCUCUUGUAUCAUAGUGAACAUCAAAUAACCUCAGAAUCAUGUAGGAUAUAUUUAAAUUUAUUUUGUUCAUAGAAGUCUGUUGUUUUGCUUGAAUUUCCUGAAUCACACAUACUUUCCUGAAGAACAACAUAUUAGUUUGAGGCCUUUACUUUAGCCAACUCUGUCUAAAAAUGUUUUGGGGUUGUUUAUUUCAAAGCUUAGGUUGCCAAGGUGUCCAUGACAAAGGGUUGUAGUGUCCUGAGCUGAAUAGGUUAUCUCUGUGGUGUAUGGAACCAGGGGUGGUUGUGUACCUUACCUGCCCUGAUGGAGGGCUGCGCUGUGAGAACAGCGCAGCCCUCCUUUCUUUUUUUGUCUGACUUCUUUCCUUUCCUCCCUUACAGUCUCCUCCUCUUCUACCGUAACCAGAACUCAGUGGCUCACAUUGUUCAGCUACCAAGCGAAACCUGCUUCUUUGGAAUAGAACCACAUGAAUUAUUUGAUUUGACAAUUACUAAAUAUGUAGCGUGUGGUUCUGAUCUGUUCUAUCAUUAACCAAAUGCAGAUUUGUCUUUGAAAAUAUGUAUGCCCUUGCCAAUAACCAAAUCCUGUGAGCUUCACAUGCUUAUUGUUGGAAAAUAGACAGCAUUUAUAAUCAACCAUGCACCUUAUCUUAACCCUAUUUGUAUUUAAGACAUACUCAAUGAUAGUUUGUGUAAUAAUGUGUGAUAUGUUAUGUCAUCUGUUUGGUUUUUCCAGUGGCCUAACUAAUUAGUCUGUUGUGCAGUGCACUGGUGAAUGCGGUGUGUGAUGACGUGUGUUUGUAUGUUUGUGAUGUAUGUAGUAAAAAGGGGUCUGUGUGCUGUGUAAAAGAAGUCAACAGUCCAAUCCACAAUCUGUCAAUUGCCAGACCGGAUUUUUUAAGUACAGAGUUGGAGGGAGAUAUUGUUGACUGAUGCUUCCAGCUGACCAAUUACUAUCCUCUUUACUUAGUUUUUACAGAAUUAUUGCACUUUCUGGUCAGUUUUAAUUAAAUUAUAUUUUACUGACAGUUAUUUUAGUAAAUAGAGUAUGUUGUAGAUAUAUCUUGAUUCUGAUUCUUCAUUCUAUUCCAUAUCCAAAAUAUCAGAGUCUAAAGGAGAAAAAGUCCUGGGCCCCAAUGUCCUCUCUAUGCUAGGUAUCAUGUAUACUGUUUACUCAGCAUGUACAUAUUCUAAGAGGUGUUCUCAGAUUUGUCUCCGAGAUCUUUCUACCCAUAAUCGUUGUUUACAUUCUGUUGAGAGUCAAAUGAAUGUGUUACCCUAUGUAUUCUGGUUGGUACAAUUGCAAGUCAUUGGAAGUGGUGGGUUAGCGUUAGUAUAAAUAAUAACAUGUCAAAUGUUUUUAUUCUGUACAUUAAUCUCUAAGCACUUUGUGUACUGUUGCCUAUGUAAGCUCAUCCCAACUAGGUAUGUAUAUUGUUACUUGCCAUGGUGAAAUAGUAGAUCAACUAAUGUGCCGUCAAGGUACUUUUUAGGCUUCUCUUUGUUGAUUCCUGAUUUGCCUUCUUUUGAAUAGGAUUGAGUUAGAAACAACCCAUGAAAGACAAGGUUUGCAGCUGUGGUGGGUUUUCAAUAUGUCCAUAUGUUUUGUCCUGGAUACCAGAUUCUGACUGUAUAACCAAUAGGAUAUUUAUGGUCAUGUCCAGAAACAACUUCCUCUUCACAGUACUCAUUAGCUCUUAAUAGGAUAACUCUUAAUUUGAUAUGUGUAAGCAUAAAUGGGAGGCGCUUGUAGCCAUAUUGCUUUAAACAAUCUAAUAAUUUAAGAUGCACAAUUUUCCUGAAGGCAUGAGGCUGAUUCAUGCCAAGGUUUCAUAGCAGCCUCUCAGUACUUCACAGAUUUCUGACGGCUGUAGCCCCCUUGUUGCUUUGUAGCACACUGAGCUCCUUAGGGAAUCCUCAUUGUAAAGGAGCUUCCCUAAAUCAAACAUGUAUGUUCUCCAGAGUUCAAAAGCAGUUAUUGGCAUUGGAAUGGGUAGGAACUGAUAGCAACUGAUAGGAACUGAAACCUAAAAAUUCACUUUUUGUAACUGCACCUUAUUUUUUCACAAUGUGAUUUAUUAACUACAACAGUCCAUAACGUAAGGCUCGUCGUUAUGAAGACAUCAAGUUGAUUGCUAUAAGAUUACAUAUUGUGACAGGAUUCAAUCAAGGACUUUUGUGAGAUACUUUGAGGGGAUAAUAGAAAGUCAUUGUGAAAGUAUUAUUUUGCCUUAAAUUAACAGAUGUUAACUGGAAUUUAAUGUUAACAGUUGACAGUGAAGGGAAUCAUUGAUUUGGAAGAGAAUGGUAGUGAUAUUACUGAGAUACUUUGAACAAUAUUUGCACUUUGAAUUAUAUUUUUCUUAUGGCAUAAUGGUGGAAAUAUUGACAACGUUGACAAAACGAGUCGUAGAGAUUAUAUCAUUAAACUGGUAGAGAGUUACGGAGCUCCAGAGGUGACAUAGAUUUCUUUUUUAAAAGUAUUUCGUGGCCACGAUUGAUUAAAUUGUGCACACAACACGGGGAGAUAUUCAUCAAAUUUAUAUACAUAAAACCAGGGAACGAUUUAACUAAAACAAGGGAAUUAAUUAGUAAAACGUGCGCACUAUUUAACUACAAGUGAAACGAAUAAGUAAAACAUGCGCACGAUUUAAUAAAUCGUGGCCACGAAAUAAAAUGUAUUUUUAUUUAUGUCACCUCCGGGGCUCCGAAGAGAGAAGCUUACCCCAGCAUUAGUCGUUAAAGUAAUUUAAAUUACACAAAAAUAAAUACAUGUAAUUUAUGCUAACUAUUCGUAGAGGAAGUUACUUAAACACAUUAACACAUUGGUUAUUAAAUGAAAUUAAUAAUGACAUUGUAGCUAUUUUGGCUACCAGUUUCCUGUGUGAAAAGCUAUGUAAAGUAGGAUUUUACCAUCUUAAAAUCAGCACAUUUUCUAAAAAGAUGAUCUGACCUGUUUACUUUACAGAAGGCCUGCUGUGGAUCAACACUCAGUAGAUUAAGAUUUGCUGCCACUUGUUUGUAAUGCCAUCUGUUAAGAUGUUGUUGAGCUGUGCCCUGGUGAAUGCUGUGCAUGGAGUGUGAUGGUGUGGAGUUCUGCAGCAAAAACUAUUUGCAGCCAAUUGAGUUUGCCAAGGGUAAAAUGUCUACUUUACCAGUUCUUCUUUAUUAAGUCUUUGUGCCAUGUCUCU